This is a messenger RNA of Orbicella faveolata, 3522 nucleotides long. RefSeq lists its product as uncharacterized. The record is from RefSeq and is a predicted model, not a curated record. Lineage: Eukaryota; Metazoa; Cnidaria; Anthozoa; Scleractinia; Merulinidae.
UAGAAAUUGUCAGCAUAAAGAUGAUGGUUUGUAUGGUGUAGAUCUGCCACCAAAUCCAGAACAAUCUUACCAGUCUUCCCAAUAGCACCCAGUCUCUCUGUCAUCCUUCCCAGCAUAGAUUGAAAAAUUUUUGCAAUAGCCAGUCUUGGCAUCGCAGAGUUCAAAGAAUUUCACACCAAAUUUAACCAGCUUAUCUGGCAUUCUCACCUUAAUGGAAAGCUUUCCUUUGAAAGGAACCAUCGCUUCAUUGAUGGAGAUUUCACGGGAACAGUUGAAAAGGUUCUUGAAUUUCUGAACAAUAUCAUGCUAAAGUCCUCUUACUUUGUACAAAGGGUCUUUCUUCUCUUCCUCCAUUUGUUCAUGGUCUGGAUCGCAAAAGAAUAUGUAUGAUGUUAAUUGGAAGAAAUGUUUUUGAGAGCAUAAAACGUUUUUCACUCCUGGAAUGUGAAAUAACUUUGUUUCUGAAGAUGACAAAUAGUAUCGCUUGUCGCGUGGAACAACAAUCAUGUCAUUUGUAAUGAUCAAUACAGCUAGAAAUGCCUUCAGCUCUUCAGAUGUGACCGGUUGCCAAUUUGGUGCUCGCUUUUUCUGAGCGUUCUUGUUUGCGAAUUCGACCAUUUUACGGAAGAUUUCCUCAGUGAAAAACAAUGAGAAAAAGUCAACAGCCUUACUGGAAUCAGGUAAGUUGAUUGUGAGAGCAGGUCUUAGUGUAAACAGUUACAUGUUUCCAUUGAAGCGCUGCCUCUCCCACUGCAUGUUUUCAGGCAAAUUAAAAUCAAAACCCGAAAACUCAUCUUCCUCUUUGUCGGUAUCAAACAGUUCUCGAAGGUCAUCAUCUUUCAGGCCUGAAAAUUCAGUUGAAGAUGAUAGUUCCGAUGCGGAAAGAUUGUCGUUCUCAUCUGAAGACAUUUAAAAAUGGCGUGGAUCGGUUCUUUUAAGCAUUAAAAUGUUCAAAACAAAAUAUCUUGCAAACACGGUGGCUCGUUGCUAGGCAUUUUCCUCCCAUAGCGUCCUUUUGGUCACGUGACCAAGCGGCCCUCCGAUGGCGUCGUUUGUUUGUGCUCAAAAUAAUGUUGCUUUCAAUAGCCGCUCGUUGGUUACGACAGCCAAUAUGAUUAUAUUUAGCCAUCAUAUAAUAGCCCAACCUUCCAACUACCGAUUUUUAAUAGUUCCGAUUGCAUAUGUUUCCGCUAGAGACGGAUUAUGACAUCUGUUUAAGUCCCACUCUAAGGCACAUUUCUGGGUUAAAAAUUGACUAGGACUGGACCAAACCGUCUUUUUCCAGGGUAGGGACAGUCUUCCCAUAUUAGCGCUUCUUUUCAAUUUCGGGAUCCCCCCAUAGGAUUGUUUGGGAGAGCAAAAAACUAAAUUGUGAUGUUAUGAUAGAGUGGUUCGUGGAGGAAAUUGCGAAUUUCUUUAUAUUUCCUUUUUGUAACCUCCCUAAUAUGAAAUAAAAAAGCUUUAUCGAUGCCUUUUGUCUUUAUUUAUUCUUGCUUUGGGAGCAGAGAGCUAUAAAUUUGUUUGUCUUAAACCCAGAGUUUAUUGGGUACUCGAAGCUUCUUGUUGGCCGCCAUAUUGGAUUCAUCACUGGCAUCGACCAUUCAUACAGCACAGCAAUAGAAGGACCUUUUACUGGCAAUUUUCGAUAUGGAACACAAUCUCUCAGGCGUUGAAGGGAAAGAGAGUCGAAAGCAAUCAUGUGGAAAAAGCAAAAAGUGCAGCAAGCCCAAUGCUCACCCUGGACGCUGUGAUUCAAAGAGAGUUUUUCAUGAGUUUUGGAAAAGUUCAACUUCGCAUAUAGCUUUGAAAAGGAAGGGUCAAUUAAAUGAAGAAAAUAGGAAAAUAGAAGAAGAACUUCACACCAAAAAGGCUCGUCUGGAUGAAGUUGACAAACAAGUGGAAAGCUCAGUAGCUCAAAAGGAUGCAGCUGAAGGGGAACUUGAAAGGCUUGAAAGAAGUGUAGAAGAAAAGACACUUCAAGUUCAACAGCAAGAGGAGAAAGUCAAGGAAUUAAAUGAGCAAUACCACAAAUUUAAAUCUUUGCUUGAGCAGAAAGGGUUUUCUGUCAGUAGGAGACAAAAUACUACUACUACUUAUGAGAUGGUUACAAAUGUCAAUUCUAGUACUAGAUAUAGAAGAAGACAUGAAACCAAAAAUGUCUUACAAUUUAUACAUGGGGGAAAAGAAGGAUCACUCUAUGGGGCUUGGGAUUAUGUGUCAUCUACUGCUGACAAUCAAACCAUGGAUAAGCUGAUUUCAGGGCUCAAACGGGGAAAAUAUAUCCAAGGCUUGUUUGACAAGACAAUGAAGCACUAUCAAAAUUCAGAAGAGGCUUUGAAGCAAGCUGUGCUUAUGAAGUACCAAAACUUUUUGUCUAGAAGAAAGUAUGCCCUUGUCUGUAAAACUCAGUCCUCAGUUUUUGAUCCCAAUUCUGAACUCUGGGUGCCUCGCAACAUGAAAUGUUUAGGUCUGGACUUAAGGGUUCCAUGUAUAACUAUUUCUGAUAAGCGGGUGGAAAAUUUUGUGAAGAGUCUUGACAUUGGCCAUGUCAAUCAAAUCCCCAAUGCACCGGGUGUUUCUAGAACAAUAACUGGGUUGGUAUUUAUGGUAAUUGAUUUGCACUUGAGACUUCCUCAUUUGUCACGUAAACUCACUUGGUUCAAUGGGAACACAAAUCAUUUUAUAUUUCAAUUUUCUGAUGAUGGGGCUCCUGAGUCCAGCCAACUAACUAUGUCAAUAGGAAGUCUGACAUGCUGGAACUUUGGGGAUAGGGUAAGAAGUAGGGAUUUCCAAUAUAUUUUACACUGUGUCAGUUUGGGGGAAAAACAUGAGAUGCAUGAAAGAAGCAACAUACUGAUGAAAUGGAAAUGUUAGAGGGUAAUGUUUUUAAUGUUUGUGACAGGUAAUGUACUUUAGAGUUUCAGCCAAGUGCUGAUAUGAGCUGGCAGAGCUGGGCUAAUAAUGAAUUAAAUCAAGUUGCUACUUAUCCUUCUCCUUAUGCUGAUGUUAGCAAAGGAAACAUGUGUACCAUGGGUGCUACAAUUGGGUUGAGGGAAGAAGAUUUAUUUCAGCCAUUUACACUAGAAAUCAGGAAAUCUCAUGUUAACAAGGUUGACAAUUUCAUGAAUUCAUUGCCGUCUAAUUUGUCUGAGAAGAAUCACCAUGCCAGAAAACUAAAGUUUAUGGCAGAAAGUGGGAUACGGCAGUUAGGUCCACCCCAGAUUGGUAUUUUUGCAGACCGACAGUGGCCAGAGCCUGUCCACUGUGAAAUUUAUGCAUGGCAGCAUUUAUUAAACAUCAUUUACAGAGAGGCAGUACAGAGAGGUACAUUUACAGAGUUUAUUGAUAUCCUGACUGCCUCAGCUGUAGGACAGAGUACUCAUCAGGGUACUGUCCCUGAGAAGCCGAGGGUUUCUGUUUCUCAUGAUGAUGGAGCAGGAGAGAGAUCCACUAAAGUUGAUAUUGUGAAUGAUUCUAACACAAAGUUUGUAAGUGGUCUAGGUAAUGCAAUAUCAAGUUUCC